Molecule: messenger RNA, 958 nt
Organism: Cydia fagiglandana
Lineage: Eukaryota; Metazoa; Arthropoda; Insecta; Lepidoptera; Tortricidae
Gene: Det
Product: baculoviral IAP repeat-containing protein 5-like
Exons: 2
Coding region: 51-473 (140 amino acids)
Source: RefSeq, a predicted model, not a curated record
ACAAAAUAAAUAUCGGUUUCGGAGUCAUCUUAUCUUGUGAAUUUGGAAAAAUGAAAUCAAACGAAAUACGCGUAGAGAGUAAAUCUCUUUGCUCAGUUGAUGAAAGAGUGAAAACUUUUAAAAACUGGCCUUUUAAUGAUAAAAACACAUGCAACGUUCGAAACAUGGCGGAAGCUGGAUUUUAUUCGGUUGCUACGGGAGACGACGAUGCUGAUGCCGCCAAGUGUUUUCUGUGCGGCAAGGAGCUGGAUGGUUGGGAGCCCAACGAUGACCCUUGGUCGGAGCACAAAAGUCACGCACCAAAAUGCGCUUUUGCACAGCUUGGGAAGAAAGAGGACGAACUUUUGUGUUCGGAGUUCCUGUCAGUGGUAAAACAGUAUAUGAUCAACGAGCUAAGCCAACAAGCCGAAGCUGUCAAGUCGCAACUUGAUAAUAAAGCCAAAACAGUACGGAGAACUUGCUUGAAGCUUUAAUCCAGUCAAGUAUUCGCUGUGUCGAGUGCAAGCAAGGCAAUUUCCUCAUUCACUAAACGGCCAGUGUAGGCGUGUGGACCCGGUUAAAUAGCUGUCAAGUGACUGAAGUUAACAUACACCCUUAUAAGAUACAAGAUUCUAAAGACGUAAAUAAAAUUUUAAGUAAGAUUUUUAUGGUAAACACCAGGAAUUCUCUGGGAUUUUGUAUAGACAACCUGCACCGAAGGCACACCCUACUCAACAUGUUAAAAUUCUUUCUACAAUAGUUUGUCAUUGAAUUCAUGUCAAGUAAUUUUAUUCGGAGUAUAAGUUGAGCAUAAUUAUGAGUUUUAAAAAUAGAAAUCUGUAUACAAACAAAACAUAAUUGUAUUUUAAAUACCUAUAAAAUGAAUAAUAUUGUCGGCCUAAAUCGCAAACCUCGUAACUCCCCCGGAGGAGUUACGAGGUUUGCGACUAUAAGUAUUGUUGUCCAAGGUAGCAAUUAC